Molecule: messenger RNA, 3376 nt
Organism: Daucus carota subsp. sativus
Lineage: Eukaryota; Viridiplantae; Streptophyta; Magnoliopsida; Apiales; Apiaceae
Product: alpha-(1,4)-fucosyltransferase
Exons: 4
Coding region: 1748-3049 (433 amino acids)
Cellular component (GO): membrane
Molecular function (GO): alpha-(1->3)-fucosyltransferase activity
Source: RefSeq, a predicted model, not a curated record
UACAUAUCUAAGUUCAUUAUAUUAUUGGCUUUUCUCUACAACCCAAAUCAAUUUAAUCAACUAAAAUACAUUGGACCUUAGCACUACACACAUGUCAACUAAAGAGAAUAGCAUAAUAUCUCUGUAUGUGCGAUGUACUAGUAACCAAUUACUAACGGAACUGUUAGUAUUUAUUAACGGAAUAUCAACGAACAUAACAACAGAUGCUUUCGUUGAUGCUCAUUCCUUGGCCUUUUGUUACUAUUCCAUUGCGUGGUUAUAUUUCCUAACAUGGAACGUCUCGUUGGUAAAUAAGCGUGGUAUUUCGUUGCGAAUUGGUUGGCACAACAUUGACUAGUCAAAAUCGUUACAAGUUCGUUGGGAACAACCAACGGAUUAUUUUCCCUCCGCAAUUUUCAUUGGUAAAAGCGCUGUAGUGUUUGUAUGGUUAAAUAACAACUUUGAUUGUGUUGUUUGCUGUUAUUGGCUUGGUCGUUUCUUUUGGCAGGUGAGAAGUUGAUGGAGUGAAGGUGGAUUUGGCUACCCCUUAAGUUGUUUCUUCAUUAGUUGAAUAUACCUUUCUUGUUCUCGAGCUUUUUCCAUUGCUUCAGACUGCAGAAUUCGAGGAGGUUUGUGAACAUAUAGAGCUCGUUGCAACUCAGCUCGCAACCCAGCCAUAAAGCUGGACAGAGAAUGGUUGUAGUAGGAGGGCGAGAAAUUAGUCCCAAGUGAGGCCUGGGUGCUCCUGCUGCUCACCUUCCAGGUACAUAAAGGCAAAAGUCAGUUGGGUUUGGGAGUCCAUAACUGGAUUAAGACAAAAGAGAAUUUGUGGGCCUCGGAAGACUGGGAAUGGCUGGGGUGUGGUUGAAAAUACGUUGAAGACUGGGAGUAAGUAGAAAUCGAGUAUGAGUAAGUUGGGUAGGUUGAAUAAUAGUAAUUUGGUUGGGUGAAUGGGAAUUAGAUUUGUCCGAUCGAUGAGGAUAGUUAAGGUUUGGUUGGAAAACUGGAGGUGUGGUUUUUAGUUUUAACUAGAGCAAUGAUGUGGAGAACGGUGGGGCAUGUGACCGGCGGAGAACUAAUGAACACAGGCCGUGAUUGCAUAAAUACUGGUGGAGUCAUGGUAGUGAGCAGUUUAUGAGGAACAUUGCCGUGUGAUUUUAGCCUGAGUGGUGGUAUACAGAUUAGUGGAUGAGAUAGUGGUUCCAGUACUAGAUCCAGUAGUGUAGUGGGUUGAGUAGCUUGUUUUUGAAGUUUUAUCACCUCAACUUCCCUGCUCUGAGAAGUGAGAUCUUGCAUGUCACUCUUCAAUUUCUCCGCCAGCAUAUUCACAUUAAACCUCAUCUGGGUUGUCAUAGCUGCUAAUUGCGAUCUAUAUUCCAAUGCUCUUUGUGCGGCACGGUUUAGUACAUUCUCCGAAUGAUUUUUCAGCAAUUUCAAUUUUUGUUCAUAUUUAGUUAAGGAUGACCAACCAAUGAUCAAGAUGGAUUGAUUGUUAAUUUGUACGAUUUGAUUGUAAUAAAAAUGUAAGAGAAGAAAUGUACAUUCAUUUACUUGUAUAAAAGCAUAUGAUGGGUUCCUAACCGCCUUUGACAUUACAUGUGUAAUACAUUAGUUAUGGUUAAUAACUAAUUACUCAAUUAGGAUUUGUGUGGCCAGUCUUAACAGUUAACACAUUUGUUAUGGUUAAUAAGUUGGAUUGAUAUUACCAUGCAUUUUCUUCAAUCUUGUCCAGCCAACUCAAAAUAUCAAUCGGUACUUACAAGUGAGCAUGUGGCUUGCACAAUGUGGGGUUCAAAGUUCCUUAAAAUGGCAAAACAUGACCAACAAGUCCAUAUGCUUUCUUAGGGGGAAAAAACUUGAUUCCCAUUUUUCAGUUUUCAAUAAUUUAAUAAUAAUGCAGACUGAAUUCAAGUUCAUCAAUUCCUUAACAAUGAUGUUGAGAUUUGCAUGUUUCAUCAUGUUCUUUUCUGGUUUUCUUGAUUUUCCUUCUGCAUUGGCUUCGAAUCCACCUGGUGCAAACUUAGCUUCUGCAAAAUCUGAGCCCUUUACAGACUUGUUUGGUGCAUUCACUAAGUGGGAUUCUCAAGUGGGCUGUUCACAGUUUAAGCAUAAACAUCGCGGUUUAAUGAUAAACAAUGGAUCAGCUUCUGUGCAAGAUGUUGAUGGGGCCAUGAAGUGUGGUGAACUGAAGAUGAAUCAUGUGGGUGUUUUGCUUAAAGGGUGGACUUGGUUGCCUGAUUAUUUGGAUAAUUUGUAUUCUUGUCGAUGCGGAUUGAGUUGUUUGUGGACUAAGUAUCCUGUUCUUGCUGAUAAGCCUGAUGCAUUGCUGUUCGAAACCACCACGUCUAAGUUUCUGAGAAAAAACGGGGAUCCACUUCAGGUGUACAUGGAUCUUGAAGCUGGAAGAGUGCGAUCAGGUGAAGAGGAUAUCUUCAUCAGCUAUCAUGCCAAAGAUGAUGUUCAGGCAACUUAUGCCGGGGCUUCUUUUCAUAAUGACAGAAAUUACCGGGUGUCUUCUUCCAAGCGAAAUGAUGUUCUGGUCUAUUGGUCUUCAACGCGCUGUCGUCUUAAAAGAAACCAGCUUGCACAUAGUCUACUAAAGUUGCUGCCUCAUCACUCAUUUGGCAAGUGUUUGAACAACGUUGGUGGAGAAAACAUGGCACUCUCUUUGUAUCCGAAAUGUGUAAUGAAUCCCAAACAACCCCCUAAGUGGUACGAUCACCUGCAUUGUGCAAUGUCUCACUACAAGUUUGUUCUUUCAAUUGAAAACACCAACACCGAGAGUUAUGUCACAGAAAAACUGUUUUAUGCAUUAGACUCUGGCGCAGUUCCAAUAUAUUUUGGAGCUCCGAAUGUCUGGGACUUUGUCCCUCCACAUUCAAUAAUAGACGGGACUAAGUUUGGAUCCAUGGAAGAAUUGGCUUAUUACGUCAAGGCUCUGGCAAAUGAUCCAGUAGCCUAUGCAGAAUACCACGCUUGGAGAAGGUGUGGCGUUCUGGGUAAUUAUCAGAGGACUCGCGCAGCUAGCUUAGAUACGUUACCAUGUAGGUUGUGUGAGGCUGGCUGUUAGUAAAAAGGGUGGGAGAAAUGCAGAGGCCUCUCAGUUGUUUUUUCGCUUCAAGGAAUCAGACAAUAGGCAUUGCAGAGCUAAAAGCGAUUAACACAAGACUCUUCCAUCGACAAAUUUGAUUGUAUUUGGCUGUUUAAAAUGUGCCUGAAUGUUGUCUACUAGCACCUAAAUAAGGCUUUCUGUCAAUUUUUGUAUGAUUGUAUGGUGUAGUCUUUUUGAAUCGUACAACUAGAUAAGGCCUUUGAAGACAUUGUCUGUUUUAUGAAAAAUGAACAACAGCCUGACAUUGUUUUUUUUUGCGAGAAAAAACGGUGUUUUAGUGUGAAA